UGCUUCUUUCAGUUCUAGAGUCCGGAUGUCUGCAUCGUUUGGGCGUAUAAAUGGCAAAGCUUGACACGGGGAAUUCCAUCACACACAUGGCGGCCUCACUAGGACUCGGCCAUGAGACGUACUCCUACCCGCCGGCCGCCUCCUUGUGCUUCCCACCCGACCUCGUGGCGGACAGCGGUGCCGUGAAGAACUUCCCGCCGGCCGCCGCCAUGGCUGACAACUACUUCCCGGAGCUCGGUGCUCACCAUGCUGAUUACUACUCGCCGCCGCCGGUGUUCGGCGGCGGCGCUGCCGGGAACGAGUUGAACAGGAGGUAUGUGGAUGAUGACGGGAGUAGAAUGAGCAGAGCAGCUGGGAACGACCGGCCGUUGUCGCGGAUUGGGUUCCGGACGAGGUCGGAGGUGGACGUCUUGGACGACGGCUUCAAGUGGCGCAAGUACGGCAAGAAGGCGGUCAAGAGCAGCCCGAACCCGAGGAACUACUACCGGUGCUCGGCGGAGGGGUGCGGGGUGAAGAAGCGCGUGGAGAGGGACUGCGACGACCCGCGCUACGUCGUCACCACCUACGACGGCGUCCACAACCACGCCGCACCAGGGUGCGCUGGCGCCUACCCGGCGACUUUGACGGCCGCGCCUCCCGGCCUUGCCGCAGCCGCCCCUUCUGACGUGUGGGGGAUGCAGCUACAUGCGGCGGCGGCUCACUCCUCGGAGUCGUCCUACUGAGUUACCCAUCACUGUAAAAUAUGUUCAGAAACUUAAAGAUCGAGAUCGAUCGAUCUUUUUUUUCGGUUGUAGGUGGGAGAUUUUAUAAUAUAAUAUUAAAUUUACAUGUGAUUUG
Phragmites australis (common reed) is the source of this 837-nucleotide messenger RNA. Its product is annotated as WRKY transcription factor WRKY24-like. NCBI's taxonomy places the organism in Eukaryota, Viridiplantae, Streptophyta, Magnoliopsida, Poales, Poaceae. Gene Ontology annotation, biological process: regulation of DNA-templated transcription. The record is from RefSeq and is a predicted model, not a curated record. The transcript has 3 exons. The coding region runs from base 51 to 722 and encodes 223 amino acids. Gene Ontology annotation, molecular function: sequence-specific DNA binding; DNA-binding transcription factor activity.